This is a messenger RNA of Carcharodon carcharias (great white shark), 1541 nucleotides long. RefSeq names its product sphingosine-1-phosphate phosphatase 2-like. Gene Ontology annotation, biological process: sphingosine metabolic process; phospholipid dephosphorylation. Gene Ontology annotation, molecular function: sphingosine-1-phosphate phosphatase activity. The record is from RefSeq and is a predicted model, not a curated record. NCBI's taxonomy places the organism in Eukaryota, Metazoa, Chordata, Chondrichthyes, Lamniformes, Lamnidae. Bases 35 to 1318 code for a protein of 427 amino acids. Gene Ontology annotation, cellular component: endoplasmic reticulum membrane. The transcript is spliced from 6 exons.
CCCCACCCCACACCCCAAUUCCACCAGGCGUGACAUGGACGAGUUGCUGAAUAAAGUGCGGGGUCCGGAGCUGGUGGCUCAGUUUCAGCGGCUGUGCGGCCUCAGUCUGCUCCCCCCACAAGCUGAGGGACAGUCACAGCCAGUUUCCACAGCCCGAUGCAGGGACCAGGUCAACACCGAAAACAACCGCACCGCCUCGGCAGCUCCGGUUCCUCGGAAGAAAUACAAGGUUGAGAAUUACUUCCUGUACUACCUCUUCCUGUUUGCUGCCACCUUGGGCCAGGAAGUUUUUUACAUCACCUUCCUUCCCUUUUGCUACUGGAAUAUUGACCCUUACGUGGCUCGGAGAGUGAUCAAUAUCUGGGCAAUUGUUAUGUACAUUGGCCAGGCUUCCAAGGAUGUCUUAAAGUGGCCCAGGCCUCCAUCCCCUCCGGUGGUCAAGCUCGAAGUGCGGGUGGAUGCAGAGUAUGGGAUGCCCUCCACCCACGCCAUGGCUGCCACUGCAAUCCCCUUCACCUUCCUCCUGACCACUAUGAACAGGUACAAGUAUCCCUGUGAGCUGGGUCUGCUGUUAGCUUUGGCUAUCUGUACCUUGGUCUCCCUAAGCCGUAUUUACACAGGAAUGCAUACAGUUCUGGAUGUGUUAUGUGGAGUUGCACUCACUGCUCUGCUGGUAGCCGUAUCCUACCCUUUCUGGGAUGCUGUUGAGACCUUUCAGAUGAAGAACAGCUUUGCCCCUCUGUUAGCAUUGUCCCUGUCCUUCCUGGUGUCUAUCUAUUACCCUGAGCUGGACCACUGGAGCACAGCAAGGGGCGACACCACCAAUAUCGUCAGUGCUGGUGGUGGGGCUGCUGUGGCCACCUGGAUCAAUCAUCAGUGGAGCCUCAUCCCAGAACCCGUCUCAGCCCCGCCCUAUCAGAUUCCCUCGCUGUCGACAGGAUUACUCUGCAGGAUGGGCACCAGGUUCACCAUCGGAAUCGUGAUUGUCUUUAUCGCUCGGCAGGUUAUAAAGUCUGUAGCUUUGACUCUCGUCUGCAGAUUGGCCGGAGUCUCCACUAGAGACCAGGAGGCUCGAAAACUCCUGAGGGUGGAGGUCCCCUACAAGUACAUUACAUACAGUUGCCUUGGAGUGGUUGGACUUGCAGUGUGCCCAGCAGUGCAUAGAGUUUACAGAAACAUGCUGCACCAAGCCCAGUAUGGCUGCCUUCUGUUGCAGGGACCUACACUCACAGUCGGCAUCCACAGCGAGAGGCUGAGGGAAGAAGCCUGGCUGAAUGAUUGGGAUUUCAGGCUGCGACGUUUAAACAAGCUUCCCUAAUGUACCUCCCAGAGUUAAAGUGCACUAUUACCACCUGCUGUCAUUUGAUGUAAACGUACCAAUCAGACGACAAGGAUUGGUAGACAAUUUUGUGGGUUCUUUAUUUGAAGAUAAGAUAUACAAAUGAUGUUAACUAAGAGGCUAGGUAUACGUGUCUGACUCCUACCAUUUGCUGCUGCAGUCUGUAUACAAGUCAUGGGAAUAAUACAUCACAUUCUGUUGA